Uloborus diversus is the source of this 1473-nucleotide messenger RNA. Its product is annotated as glucose-6-phosphate 1-dehydrogenase-like. Gene Ontology annotation, biological process: glucose metabolic process; pentose-phosphate shunt, oxidative branch. The record is from RefSeq and is a predicted model, not a curated record. Gene Ontology annotation, molecular function: glucose-6-phosphate dehydrogenase activity; NADP binding. The transcript has a single exon. Lineage: Eukaryota; Metazoa; Arthropoda; Arachnida; Araneae; Uloboridae. Gene Ontology annotation, cellular component: cytosol. Bases 1 to 1473 code for a protein of 490 amino acids.
AUGCUAAGAGAUGCCGUCAAAGAUUUAAAUGGCAAGAACAACCAGAAGUUUUCGUAUACAUUCACUAUAUUAGGUGCUUCGGGCAACUUGGCUAAGAAAAAAAUCUAUCCAACCUUGUGGGCUUUAUAUCGAGAUGAAUUGCUUCCUAAAAAUAUAAACAUAAUAGGUUAUGCUCGGAGCAAUUUGACCGUGGCCGACAUUAAAUCCGGAUGCUGCUCGUACAUUUCAAAAACCGAUCAUGAAUCCGAAAAAAUAGGCUUGUUUUUCAGAAUGAACAGGUACAUUCAAGGAUUGUAUGAUUCAAGUAAAGAUUUCAGAAAUUUAAAUGAUGUUAUAUCAUCCUUAGAAAAAACGCCUUCUGCUAAUAGAAUUUAUUAUCUGGCACUUCCACCUGGUUUAUAUACUGGUGUAACAUCCAUUAUUAAAGAAGAAGGCAUGUCAUCCAAAGGAUGGACUCGCAUAAUUAUAGAAAAGCCAUUCGGAAGAGAUAGUGAAAGCUGCCAUGCUCUGUCGAUGCAUUUGUUUUCGCUAUUCAAGGAAGAUCAAAUAUAUCGCAUUGAUCAUUACCUUGGAAAAGAAAUGGUUCAAAAUCUAAUGGCUCUCAGAUUUGCGAAUCGGAUAUUCUCCCCAGCAUGCAAUCGUGAAAGUAUUGCUGCUGUUAGGAUUUUAUUCAAAGAGCCAUUUGGCAUCGAAGGAAGAGGAGGGUAUUUUGAUAACUAUGGCAUAAUAAGGGAUGUUAUGCAAAAUCAUUUGCUGCAAAUCUUGAGCCUCGUGGCCAUGGACAAACCUGUCAGCACAUGCGCAGAAGAUAUAAGAGACGAGAAAGUGAAGGUGCUGCGCUGCGUGGAGGAAGUUGAGCUUGGAAAUGUGGUCUUGGGUCAGUAUGUUGGGAAUCCUGAACUAGAUGGUGAAGCGAAGAAUGGCUAUUUGGACGAUCCAACGGUUCCAAAUGAUUCCUUGACGGCCACAUACGCAUUAGCCGCUUGCUUCAUAAACAAUGAAAAGUGGCAAGGUGUUCCCUUCAUUCUUAGUUGUGGAAAAGCUUUGGACGAAAGGAAAGCCGAAGUUCGUAUUCAGUUUCGAGACGUAUGUAGAGAUAUCUUUAAUGGUAAAUGCAAAAGAAAUGAAUUAGUCAUAAGAGUUCAGCCGUGUGAAGCAAUUCUUGUGAGGCUGAUGAAUAAAAUUCCUGGUAUCACAUUUGACAUCGAAGAAAUGGAGCUUGAUUUGAGAUACAAGAGCAAAUACAAAGACUUAGUUUUGCCUGAUGCCUAUGAAAGACUUCUUUUGGAUGUAUUUUGUGGAAGUCAAGUGAAUUUUGUGCGUAACGACGAGUUAGACGAGGCAUGGAGAAUUUUCACCCCAGUUCUACGUAAAAUAGAGGAAGAGAAGAUAAAACCUCUUUCAUACAUGUUUGGAAGUACGGGUCCCUCUCAAGCAGAUGAAUUGAUUGAACGUCUUGGAUUUAAAUUUUAA